This is a messenger RNA of Iphiclides podalirius (scarce swallowtail), 279 nucleotides long. NCBI's taxonomy places the organism in Eukaryota, Metazoa, Arthropoda, Insecta, Lepidoptera, Papilionidae. The record is from the annotation of a GenBank genome assembly.
AUGAGCUGUGCGAUUCGCGACAGCUUCCCGGCCCGCCCACUUCCCGCGGCCGAGUCCGGCGCGAUCAGCGCUGUGUUGCCGGGGCGAGCCACGCCGGGCGAAAUUCAAAACAACGAUAAAUCAGCGACGGGACAAAUAAAGGACCAAGGUAAGCUCCGGUUGUGGGCCGGCCAGGAGCGGACGGGCGAGCGGGCGCCGGGCCACUUCCGGCGGACGGACGGAUGGUCGCGAAGGGCUACGGAUGAUUCCGAGCCGGUGGACGUGUUCACUUUGGGACUU